Messenger RNA from Humulus lupulus (European hop), 3008 nucleotides. RefSeq lists its product as uncharacterized. Gene Ontology annotation, molecular function: methyltransferase activity; oxidoreductase activity. Bases 188 to 2842 code for a protein of 884 amino acids. The transcript is spliced from 25 exons. NCBI's taxonomy places the organism in Eukaryota, Viridiplantae, Streptophyta, Magnoliopsida, Rosales, Cannabaceae. The record is from RefSeq and is a predicted model, not a curated record.
UAAGCUUAUCUUUUUCCUGUUAUUUAAAACCAGAGAGAGCAGCAGAAGCAGAGACUACAGAGAGAGAGAGAGAUCUACAUUACAAUUGUUUCAUUUCUGCUCCAAUCAAACAAAGAAGAAACACUCAAAACAGAGCCUUUCUUCUUCGACGGGAUAUGUCAUCCACCUAUUAAACGCGCAUAUAUAUAUGUAUAUAAAGCACAUCCAUCCAGACGAGAAGAUGAGAGUGGCGGUGGUCGGCGGUGGGAUUAGUGGACUGGUUUCGGCCUACGUUUUGGCUCAAAACGACGUCGAAGUGGUUCUGUAUGAGAAAGAAGACUACUUGGGAGGCCAUGCCAAUACUGUCACUUUUGAUGGUUUUGAUUUGGACCUUGGUUUCAUGGUCUUCAAUCGUGUAACAUAUCCAAACAUGAUGGAGUUUUUUGAGAAGCUUGGAGUUGAGAUGGAGACCUCAGAUAUGUCAUUCUCAGUGAGCUUAGACAAAGGAAAAGGGUGUGAGUGGGGUAGCCGAAAUGGUUUCUCAAGUUUAUUUGCACAAAAAAUGAACCUCUUUAAUCCUUACUUCUACCAAAUGAUUAGAGAAAUUUUCAAGUUCAAGGAUGAUGUUAUCAGCUAUCUUGAUAUGCUUGAGCACAACCCGGACAUAGACCGAAAUGAAACAUUAGAAGAGUUCACCAAGUCUCAUGGCUACUCCGACUUGUUUCUAAAAGCUUAUCUUAUUCCAAUAUGUGGUUCAAUCUGGUCUUGCCCAUCAGAAGGUGUUUUGAGUUUCUCUGCUUUUUCUGUUCUUUCAUUUUGCCGCAAUCACCAUCUCCUUCAGCUAUUUGGCCGUCCUCAAUGGCUUACUGUCAAAGGACGUUCACAUUGUUAUGUGAAGAAAGUAAGAGAUGUGCUAGAGAGUAAAGGUUGUCACAUAAAAACAUGUUCUGAGGUACAAAUGAUUUCAACUAUUGAUGAGGGUUGCAUUGUUCACUCUGAAGAUGGUUCUAAAGAAGUGUAUAAUGGGUGCAUAUUGGCUGUUCAUGCUCCUGAUGCUAUGAGAUUACUUGGAGACCAAGCUACUCCUAAUGAACGCAGAGUACUUGGUGCUUUCCAAUAUGUUUAUAGUGAUAUUUUCCUUCAUCGUGACAAAACUUUAAUGCCCCAAAACCCAGCUGCAUGGAGUGCUUGGAACUUCCUAGGAAGUAGAGACAAGAAAGUAUGCUUGACAUACUGGCUCAAUGUGCUUCAGAAUCUUGGUGAAACGAGUCUCCCUUUUCUUGUGACUCUCAAUCCAGAUCAACCACCAAAUCAUACAUUGCUUAAAUUUUCAACUGGUCAUCCAGUCCCAUCUGUUGGUGCUUCGAAAGCUUCACUGGAGCUUCAUCAAAUUCAAGGAAAAAGAGGAAUUUGGUUUUGUGGGGCAUACCAGGGUUAUGGCUUUCAUGAGGAUGGAUUAAAGGCUGGAAUGGCUGCUGCAUACGGUUUGCUUGGAAAAAAUUGUGACAUUUAUAGUAAUCCAAAUCAUAUGGUACCUUCCAUGACAGAAAGAGGGGCACGCCUUUUUGUUACUAGAUUUAUUGGACAAUUCAUCUCCGCAGGAUGUUUAAUCAUGUUGGAGGAAGGGGGUACAAUGUUCACUUUUGAAGGAAGCACAAAAAGAUGCUCUAAGAAAACAUCUAUCAAAAUUCACAGUCCACAAUUUUACUGGAAGGUUAUGACACAAGCCGAUUUAGGCCUUGCAGAUGCUUAUAUCAAUGGAGAUUUUACUUUUGUUGACAAAGAUGAAGGUCUCCUAAAUCUUUUUUUGAUUCUUAUUGCCAGUAGAGAUUCAAAUUCUUCAGCCUCCAAACUAAACAACAAAGGCUUGAGGGGAUGGUGGACUCCAUUGUUGUUCACAGCUAGUAUAGCCUCAGCAAAGUAUUUCUUUCAGCAUGUUUCAAGGCAAAAUACUCUUACACAGGCUCGCAGAAACAUCUCUCGCCAUUAUGACCUGAGUAAUGAACUCUUUGCUCUCUUCUUGGAUGAGACAAUGACAUACUCCUCUGCUGUAUUUAAGUCAAUAGAUGAAGACUUGAAGGUUGCACAAUUGAGAAAAAUCUCUCUUCUAAUUGAAAAGGCUAAAAUUGAUAAAAAUCAUGAAGUGCUUGAAAUUGGGUGUGGUUGGGGAAGUUUGGCCAUUGAAGUAGUUAAAAGAACUGGAUGCAAGUACACAGGCAUCACUCUAUCAGAGGAGCAACUAAAAUUAGCACAAAAGAAAGUGAAUGAUGCUGGCCUUCAGGAAAACAUCAAAUUUCUACUUUGUGACUAUCGGCAAUUGCCUGAUGGUUACAAAUGUGACAGAAUCAUAUCUUGUGAGAUGUUAGAAAGUGUUGGCCAUGAGUUUAUGGAAGACUUUUUUGGUUGUUGUGAGUCUGUACUAGCAGAGAAUGGCCUUCUUGUUGUGCAGUUUAUAUCGAUACCGGAUGAACGAUACGAUGAGUACAGAAGAAGUUCAGAUUUUAUCAAGGAGUACAUUUUCCCAGGUGGAUGUCUACCUUCAUUAAGUAGAGUAACAACUGCCAUGGCUGCUGCAUCCAGACUCUGCGUGGAGCACAUUGAAAAUAUUGGAAUUCAUUACUACCAAACACUGAGGUAUUGGAGAAAAAAUUUCCUAGAGAAGCAAAGUAAAAUCAUGGCUCUUGGAUUUAAUGACAAGUUCAUUAGGACAUGGGAGUACUAUUUUGAUUAUUGUGCAGCAGGCUUCAAGUCUCGCACCCUUGGCAAUUACCAGAUUGUGUUUUCACGUCCGGGCAAUGUGGCUGCAUUUAGCAAUCCAUAUAGAGGGUUUCCUUCUGCGCAAGGAGAUGAAUAUAAUGAAUGAUAUACUUUCUAAUUUCUAUUGUAUACUUCUCUUUCUUUCUUUCUUUCUUUUUGGUUUGUUUUUUGGCCAAAGCUUCUUCAUUCUUUAUAUGAACCUCAUUUUUUUAUGUAUUGUUUUGUUUGAUGUUACACGUAAAUGUAGACUGACAUGAAGAUUUGUCUUAAAA